Molecule: messenger RNA, 2134 nt
Organism: Archocentrus centrarchus (flier cichlid)
Lineage: Eukaryota; Metazoa; Chordata; Actinopteri; Cichliformes; Cichlidae
Gene: mcoln2
Product: mucolipin TRP cation channel 2
Exons: 14
Coding region: 90-1766 (558 amino acids)
Cellular component (GO): membrane
Molecular function (GO): NAADP-sensitive calcium-release channel activity
Source: RefSeq, a predicted model, not a curated record
CGGAGCUGUCGGGCUGCAUUUUAAUAAUCUCACUCCAGUCGUUUGGCUUUUUUGUUUGUUUAUUUUAUUCCCCACGUGGCAAAUCAACAAUGGAAUUAUUCUCUCGAUAUCUGGAUCGAAGCAAUUCAAUCAGCUCUGUCAUGACUCAGGAAAUCAUAAAAGAGGAGCACCUUAGAGAUGACCUGAAGUAUUAUUUCAUGAGCCCCUGUGAGAAGUACAGGGCCCGACGACAUGUACCCUGGAAAAUGGGAGUCCAGAUUCUGAAAAUCAUCAUGGUUACCUCACAACUCAUCAUUUUUGGCCUCAACAACCAGCUGGUGGUUUCCUAUAAGGAAGAGAACACCAUGGCACUCAAAAACCUUUUCUUAAAGGACUACAAAGGAGUGGAUGAGGAUGACUACAGUGUUGCUGUUUACACCAAGCGUGACUUCUAUGACAGUCUGUUCUAUGUCAUGAAUCAGUACAGCCAGCUGGACCAGCUCUCCGUGGGUCCGAUCAGUUACGCAGAGGAUGUAAAUGGCAAGCUGCUGCCUCUCAUCAUGUGUAAAAAGUAUUAUAAGAGGGGCAGUGUGGAGCCUUCAGAAGAGGCGUAUAACAUUGAUGCCCAGCUGGAGACAGUUUGUAUGUCACAUGAUCCAAAGACUGCAAACCUGUGGAGAACAGAGAAUUCAUCCUUUUUUGAUCUGGAUUUUUACAGACUUGUUGACAUCAAAAUAACAUUCCAGCUGAGCGGAAUCAACCUGCAGACAGUGCGUUCACGGGAGUUACCUGACUGCUAUGCCUUCUUUGUUACGAUAACAUUUGACAACCAGUGUCACAGUGGAAAAAUGAAAAUAUUCCUAGACAUAGAAGCUCAGAGCAGUGCAUGCCGAGACUGGAAGAUAUCGGGGACAGCUCAGAAGAACACACACUAUCUGCUGGUAUUUGAUGGCUUCGUUAUUCUGAUGUGCCUCACGUCAGCCGUGCUGUGCACUCGCUCCAUCAUACUGGCUGUCAGGUUACUCCAGAGAUUCUCCAGAUUCUUUCAUGAAAACUUCAAUCGUAAAGUGUGUGAGGAUGACCAGAGGGAAUUUCUGAAUGGCUGGUACUUGCUGGUCAUCGUUAGCGACCUUUUAGCCAUUAUCGGAUCGAUUCUGAAGAUGGAGAUACAGGCAAAGAACCUAACAAAUUAUGACGUGUGCAGUAUCUUCCUGGGGACGUCUACAUUAUUGGUGUGGGUUGGUGUGAUCAGGUACCUGGGAUACUUCCAGAAAUACAAUGUGCUGAUCCUAACCAUGAAAGCAGCCUUUCCGAAGGUCCUGCGUUUCUGCUGCUGUGCUGGCAUGAUCUACCUUGGCUACACCUUUUGUGGAUGGAUCGUACUGGGGCCGUACCACGAGAAGUUCGAGGGUCUCAGCCUUGUGGCCGAGUGCCUGUUCUCCCUGCUGAACGGAGAUGACAUGUUCACCACCUUCGCCCAGCUAAAGGACAAAAACACCUUGGUGUGGCUCUUCAGUCGGGCUUACCUCUACUCCUUCAUCUCCCUGUUCAUCUACAUGGUGCUGUCCCUCUUCAUCGCUCUCAUAACCGACGCCUAUGAGACCAUCAAGAGCUACCAGAAAAAUGGGUUCCCACAGACUGACCUGCAGAAGUUUCUCCACGAGCCAACAGAGCUUCCUAAUGUAGAGGAGAGCAAUCAGAUGGAUGUUAACAUGAGACACUCUGCACUCUGCUGCUGCCAACGAGUUCCAGCAAAUGAUGAUAUAAUACUUACCUGUAUCAGCUGAUGGCUGCCCCACCUCCCGAUGAGGCAGUUCAGGGAGGAAGACGCUGGGAACAGUACUUCACAUGUUUGAUGCAAACUUGCUGCUCAAACACUUGUACUGAAAAAUCCCGGAGUGUUUCGACUUGUAGAUGUUUAAGAUCCUGUGAAGUGCAAUGAGUUUCCUCCACUGAAUGUGAGUCUGGAGCUGGAGAUGCAGAGCUGGAACUGGGACUAAGAAGAAAGGGUUUCUUGGAUUAACAGUAUAAAUUCAUAAUACUGCUUAGACGUUUCAUUGGCUGGUCUGUACAUGCACUAAGAUGCCAAGAAGCUGGGUCCAGUGCUGAUGGAGUGUUAGAUUUAAUUUAUUUGUCAAAUGUUGAAGUAAAGAUU